AUGGAAUUUGGACAUAGUAUACAAAUUUAGUUACCACUGUUAUUUAGAAAAUUUACGACUCUCCAUUGUUAUUCCUGUUUAUGUUAACGAUUCGUCAAAUUCUUAUUACUACUAAUAAUAACGAUGUUUCACGUUGACUUAAUUUUUUUUGCAACGUAAUUUUAUUAUUCUCGAUUUUAUUUGAAAGUUGCUUAAUUUAUUUAUAUCAAAAAUAUUCAUAAACGCAGCAUGAGAAGAAGAAAAAAUUUCACUUUUUAUACAUUUACAAAGACUAGCAAUUUAAAAUAGUUUAAUAAAUAUCGAAAAAAAUUGCAUUAAAUAGAAACAUUAAAUAGAAUAUGAAAAUUAUAAAUUUAUUAGAUAAAAAUUCUAAUCAAAUAUCAAAUAGUACUUUAUUGUAAUUGUGUGUUAAAUAAUACUUCUUUAUUAUUCGCUUUUUUAAAAAUUUUUCUACGUAUAUUUACUUUAUGUUACUACAAAAAAAAAUUAUUUAUAUUUUAUAUAAAAAUAUAAAAAUUAAUCACAACCUGAUAGUUUCAUAAGACUUAUAAAUUUCUACAGAGAAGUAUAAAAGUUAAGUGUUUUAUCACUUUAAAUAACAUAUAUACAUGACAUAUAUAAAAAUGUAAAAUUUUUAAACAAAAAUCGAUUAAAUUACUAAAUAAAUUAAACAGCAUUUGAAAUGACUUAAAAUUCAUUUAAUUAGAAAGAAUGUAAAGAAUUAUAAAAACAUAAAACUAAUAAUAAUUUGUUCUUUGCAGUAACGUCUGCUACCGGCGAUGAUUGUAAAAAUCAAACACCACCAACUUUACUCUCAAGUUUGAGAAGCGUUCUUUUCGUAAUUGGGACCGUUGUGAUCGGAUUCGCCGCAUUCUGCAACUCACUAACAUGGCAUUUACAAAGAUUUUGGGGAGCCUCUGGUGAUUUCUGGCAAGCGCAAUGGGACAAAAUCUUAGACAAAUUAGGAGAUGACCCUGUCACGCUUUGGGUUCAUGGCUCGUUAGGAUUAACUUUCUUUGUAUACUGGUUCUUCGGUGGGAUUUACACAAUUCUGGAUAUAACUAAUCGACCAGUUGCUUUACGGAGAUAUAAAAUACAACCGGGUACGAACGAACCAGUUGACACAAGAGAAUUGUGCAAAGUAAUUGCUCAAGUACUGUUCAAUCAGAUCAUUGUUGGAGUUCCUCUAGCGUACGUCAGUUAUCACUUUAUGGAAUGGCGCGGUUAUCCCUCUGUACGCGAAUUGCCGACCUUUCAUUGGGUGCUCGUUGAAAUCGCCAUUCACAUAUUGUGCGAGGAAAUUGGAUUUUAUUACUCACAUAGAUUUCUACAUAGCCGCUAUCUCUAUAAGUAUAUACAUAAGCAGCAUCACGAAUGGACGGCUCCCAUAGCUGUAACAUCGCUAUAUUGCCACCCUUUAGAACACAUUGGCUCAAAUCUAUUACCACCGUUUUUGGGAGUAUUCAUCGUAGGUUCUCAUGUGGCUACUGCUUGGCUUUGGUUUUCGCUUGCUAUUCUUUCUACAUUAAAUGCUCAUUCUGGUUAUCAUCUACCGUUCUUUCCAUCUCCAGAAGCUCACGAUUUUCACCACUUAAAAUUUAAUCAGUGUUUUGGAGUUUUGGGAGUAUUGGAUCGAAUCCACGGAACAGACACGCAAUUUCGUAAUUCCAGAGCUUACCAACGUCAUGUAAUGAUGCUUAGUUUGGUUCCACCAAGAGAAGCUUUCCCUGACGAAGUAAAGUAUAAAUCUAAGUAGGAAGUUUUAUUGAACUUCGUGAUUAAAUAAAAAAGUUCAAUAUGAUAUGUUUAAUAUGAAAAUGCAGUAUAAAGUAUUUCUAUAUUUGUAGUAUUUUUUUUUCUUUUAUAUUUUAUUUUAAUCAUUAAGAAUAAUUGAUUAAUUAACAAGGUGUAAUAGAAGUUAACAUUUUUCAAUGAUUGACGUUCGUCUAUCACGUACAUUUUUCUUAUUAUUUUUCAUUAUUAAAACUGCAAUUUUUUAUUAUUAUUAACUUGUAUUAGCAAUUUAUUAUAAACUUUACAAUGGUGAUUGUAAUGUUAUUAACAAUUUUUUUUGUACGAAAAAUGUAAUUUUGUGAAGUAUUUUAACGAAAUUUUAAUGAAACAGAUAUAAAAAAGAUCGUUCUAAACUUAUAAUUACAUUCAUUACAUUCGUUUUUUAAUUUAAAUCUAUAAACAGAAAAUUCUGAUAUUAUAAGAAUUUUAUCAUAACAUUAAUGGGUGAAUUUUAGAUUAUUAGAAUAUCUUUUUUACGACGAAUACACUAUUGGAAAAUUUAGAAAUAUAUCAGAUAUUUCAUCUGGACAUUACCUUGUUAAUAAUUACAUAACAUAGCAAUAUUCUGGAAACAUCUACAUACUUGACAAAAUUAUGUUUGUAUUGAAAUUACAACAUUAAGAAAACUAUUUGUGACAAUUGCUAUUUUUAUAUUUAAUUCGAUAAUAAAAGCAAUAAAUUUAAUCUAAGGUGAAAUUACGAUUUUAGUAUUACAGUAAAAAUUAUAAUUACUGUAGAUUAUUAUAAGCCAUAAAAGUUAUGCACUUCAAAGCUUUAAAUUUGCAAAAUAA
Messenger RNA from Heterotrigona itama, 2585 nucleotides. The record is from the annotation of a GenBank genome assembly. NCBI's taxonomy places the organism in Eukaryota, Metazoa, Arthropoda, Insecta, Hymenoptera, Apidae.